Molecule: messenger RNA, 1619 nt
Organism: Heterotrigona itama
Lineage: Eukaryota; Metazoa; Arthropoda; Insecta; Hymenoptera; Apidae
Source: the annotation of a GenBank genome assembly
AUGCUUUUGACAGGUAAGUAACCUGAUUUCCACGCGAGGCAAGUGUAAAUUGCAUGCACAAAUUUACAAGGUGUUUCAACUUCGCAAUGGCUAUACGUUUGUGACUUUCGACAAACAAGCCUUUCUAUAUAUUUCAGGCAUAUUUGUAUUAUUCGUUGCCUCAGACACUCUUGGUGAAUUUGAAGGCAUCGUUGAUACAGAUUCGUUCUCAGAUGGCAAUAAUUGCAGCACCACCGACAGUUUCGUUAUUUUCCGCACGCCAAGUGGAACGCAACGCGACGAAGGAGAAAUCGUAGCCGAUGUUCUAAUUGACGGGCCUAGAAAUGACACGAAUAUCUCACAUUUGAAGACACCUGUAGACUGGAACAAUUGGACGCCGAAACUUCAAUUUCCUACAACCAGCAGCGAAAAGCAAUAUAAAAUGGCAAAUCUGCAUUUGGACCGAGGAAUGUUCGUUUUCGAUUUCCUACGGAAAUUCCUGUCGCUUAUUCAACCUUACGACGUGCCUGUCGUCGAUACACCUAGAAGCAACAUUGUUAGUAGUGUUCGGUAUGUGCUGUAUUUUAUGCUGUGUAAUACCUGGAAUAGAGCUUUGGCUUGCGUGUCGUCCAAUAAGGGAGGAUUACAAACCGAGUCAACAUCCUAGCGUGCUUACGUUUUCUCUCGCAUUUUUCGUCUGCAUACUCGGAUUCGGCAUGAUCACGAUGAUCGUGUGCAACGAAACGACAUCCGCAAGCGUGGAAAAAUUCCCGGUCGUCGUUGAAACUGCCUUGCAAGACUUGAACGAUUAUCACACCAGCACAACAAUUCAAUUACGCAAAUGUCUCUCGAGGAGCUUGGAUGUGGCCAGCGAGGCAAUCCUUGCAGAUUUAGACAACAUAGAAGAAUUACUGGGCAGGCCAGUGCAGACUGAAUUAUCCACUGAAACAGGAUUGGACAACACGUUGAACAUGCUUGUAGAUCUCGUAAAUGGUACUUUUACUACAUUCGAAUUUUUCUAUUCUUCGCUCGUCGCUAUGAUAUUAUUGUAUUACUGUAUUAUUUCAGCUAGUCAUCGAGUGUCGAACAAUGUUGAAUCACUGUUAAGCGACGGUGAAAAUAUUCGUAGCCUCGGCAAGCAAUUAAGCAGAGAAAUGGACGAUUUACGUCGGAAUUUGGAAAGUGCGUUGAGAGCUUGCACCGGUCAAGAUCGUCCUCUAUGCACCAUCAUCGAUUCUACUGGAUUACGGUUAACAUUGCGGAUCGAUCAGGUAAAUCCAGUUCAAGCAGCAACAAAUGUACAACACACUGAUCGUUGUUGGUAUCGAUUGCAGUUCCUCAGCGACAAUCACUUGCAAUAUUUACGGGAUUUCAAACGUGAAAAUUUCACGGAAACCAUUCGUCAAGCUCGGGGAGAAUACACGUACAUUCCGCAGCACGUCGCAAGGAACAGCCUGGAAAUUCGGAAUCAAAUCCGACGUGAAGUGAAUAAAAUGCGUGCCAGAAUCUUCGAUGAGGCACGGAACAUGGAGGCGAGCAAUUCCGAGCUCGUCAAGCAAUUGGAAUUUGCAAGACACCUGGUAGAUUAUACGACGCCGUAUGUAAUAGUCUUCGAGCAUGCCAGAUGGCUCAUAGGUAUC